CAUAUGUUCUUGAUUAGCUCAAGCUCAUUAUAUACACUUUUUUCUCUUUUGUUUUCUUCUCUCGAAAGAGAAAAACCCCUUCAGAUACCUUCCCUUCGUCCCCGGCCAACUGCUCUGCCUCCCCAAUCCAGUCAAUUGCCCUCGGUCUACCGCAGACACAGUGCACCGACGAGGCAAGAUGGCCAUCCUAGAUAAAGAGAACCGAUCUCGCGGCCUGCGGGUGCCGUCCUUUGCCAAAAAAGGCUUCAAGCAGAAGUCUUCCGAUUCUUUACCCACUAAAGAAUCCGUACCCGUCCAGCCUUCGGCAGCUCCUGCUGUGAGCCCCCCACGAUCCGAAUCCAUUCCGGCACCUCCGCCGUUCCGAUCGCAAGAGCCCGACGAACUCCCACCCCCCACUGUGCAAUCCUCUGCUGCCCUGGGGUCUUUGAUCAACGGUCACAGCCAGCGCCCUCCUUACAGCCCGCCAGACGGUCCCCUCCCCGAACCUCCAGUGUUUCGGGCUUACCGGCCGCCUGCUCCGCCGCAACCGACCCCCCCGUCCAGCGAAGAAGAUCUGGAACCGGAACCCAAUCGCCCCGGCGGGAUAGAUUCUCUAGAUGAUUUCGUCCCUGAACCCGAACCUGAAACGGAGGCUCCUGUGGACUCCGUCUCAAGCGAAGAGGAUAGAGGCCCGUGGACGCCUCCCGACUACGAGCCGGUGGCUGCGCCGUUGAACAAACUGCAUUAUGCUUGUUAUCAGGACCAUCGGUCCAUGCCCCCUGCCAAUAAUACCUGGUAUGCGCUGCCAUGUAUGACUUGCCAAAAGUUCGACCACGAAAUGCGACAUCGGUGUGUUUUCUGCUGUCUGCGCAUAUGCGGAGGAUGUUAUCAGGCUCUGCAGAAAUGCCCUAACCGUUCGUUGGCGCACUUGAUGAAGUCGCUGCCCUCUCCUCAGCCAUAAUUGAAAGGCUUCUAGGAUACAGCUUCUCACACCGCAAAGGGCUUGGAGAGAGGGCGGGCGAUCCUUAAGGCCCUUUCUCUUGCUCUCCACCCCCACCUCCUCAUUCCUCGUCUUUAUAUACCUCCACUUGGUCUUAUUCCUUCAUUUACACAUUCGCGCGGAACAAGAUUUCCCUCAAGUUGCUAAUAUGAUUUUCGUGUGGUAUAAGAUUAGGUGCCCUAAUACUGGCGAUUAGGGCUUCUAUCUGGAGCAUCGUUAUCGGAAUUUACGCUGGGCAUAACGGACCAGCUUGUAAUCGACGGGUACAACCUCAAUGAUAUAAUUAUAAUGCUUAUCAGGAACAAGUCAAU
Aspergillus homomorphus CBS 101889 is the source of this 1290-nucleotide messenger RNA. RefSeq lists its product as uncharacterized. The record is from RefSeq and is a predicted model, not a curated record. NCBI's taxonomy places the organism in Eukaryota, Fungi, Ascomycota, Eurotiomycetes, Eurotiales, Aspergillaceae. The coding region runs from base 179 to 940 and encodes 253 amino acids. The transcript has a single exon.